Molecule: messenger RNA, 306 nt
Organism: Diabrotica balteata
Lineage: Eukaryota; Metazoa; Arthropoda; Insecta; Coleoptera; Chrysomelidae
Source: the annotation of a GenBank genome assembly
AUGAAAUUGAAGAUUUCUACACCGGAAGAAAAAAAAAUAGAAAGUGAAUUAGCUGACCACCACCAGGAUGCUGACAAUACUUACAUUGAAAAAAGAAACGGCAAAAAUAUGGCGAAAGACGAUGAAAUAAUGCGAUGCUAUACAUUUGAUUUACAACAAUGUCUCCCUACGCCAAUGCUCAAUACAUCUGUUGCAUUUUACAAAUCGCACCUAUGGACCUACAAUUUAACCAUGCAUGAAGCCAGUACAGGUAACGUCACAUGUUACAUGUGGCAUGAAGCUGAAGGUACACCACAUGGAAUGUGA